GGCUCUUGCCGCUCCGUUGCAGACGAACCGAGCGCAGCAUCGCCGGCGCAAGCGCUUCAGUCAGUCGCCGCACAAGCGCGCAUAACGUCGGCAGGCCUUCUGCUGUCCGCGAUCCUCUCGAACGAGCAUCUUCGGGUCGCCGGCCGCGGAGACGCAGCUGAUCCGUCUACGAGGGGCAGGCUCCGGAGCGGUGGACGAUACGAUUGCGGCUAGAUCACACAGCGCGGUUCGCGCGUCGGUUGGUUAAUCCACUCGGCCGAGUCGACUGUGUUUUUGUCUGGGUCCGCAAGUACCUUCUGCAAGUUAUCGUCUGGCAUCGUCGUCGGAAAGCAGCAAGACGUCGUCUGCUCGCCCCGGCGUGUCGUCUGCUCCGGCGAUUGUCCCCGCCGACCCGCUUCUCAGCGAGUCCUUGGCCCAGUGAACUUCGACUGGUUCUCUUCGUCUUUCAAAAUUUCCGAUUUGUGCCUUCUUCUCGUCUAACGUGCGGUGCGACGAUCUUCGGUGGUUCAGUGUGCUCUAGCGGGCUGGUGGUAGCUCCGAUUGGGAUUAGAACAGUGCCUUUUCUCUGUGAUUGGGAUUAGUUGAACGGUGCGGGAUUUCUGUGUGCCGGUUUGUUGCGCCCAUCGACGACGGACGGACGAACCCCGGCUUGACCAAGGAUUUCGUUUGUUUGCGCCAUCUUCGCACAACCUUGAGACGACGAUGACGGGUCGGUUCGUCUACGGGCGACCGCUACAUUGAAAGGCACGGUCGCUGGCGCGUUCUCCGCUGGUUGCUGCUGCGGGCGGCCGGCAACGGCGUGCCGGGCCCCAUGGCGCCCACCGUGGCGUCGCUGCAGUCCCGAACGGGAGCCCUGGCGCUGCACUACGCGGCCGCCAAGGGGUGCCUCGACUGCGUCGUCCUGCUCACCGAGUCGUGCCCGGAGCUCGGGGCCAACACCCCGAUGGAGAACCAGGUGACGCCCGUGUACCUGGCGGCGCAGGAAGGUCACGUGGCCGUACUACAGCAUCUGGUCACCGUGGCCGGAGGAAACCUGCAUCUGAGGGCACGUGACGGAAUGGCCCCGCUACACGCCGCCGCGCAGAUGGGAGCCCUGGACUGCGUUCGGUGGAUGGUGGAGGACCAGGGCGUGGACCCCAACCUGCGAGACAACGACGGUGCGACCGCGGCGCAUUUCGCGGCCAGCCGGGGUCACGUGGAGACGCUGCGUUGGCUGCUGGCGCACGGCGCGGCCAUCCUGCCGGACAAGUACGGCAAGUCGCCCUUCCACGACGCCGCCGAGAACGAGCAACUCGAGUGCCUGGCAGUCCUCAUCGGCCACGUGUCCAACCCGGAACAGCACGUGACCCAAACCAAGGCCAACACAGGCUCCGGGAAGCGGGGAUCACCCCAGAAAGGACAGGUGACGCAGACGUGCUCGUGUCCCGGUCCGGGCCGUUCCUCGGGUGGUGGACCCGGAGGGCGCUCGUCGCGAUCCUCGCGGCCGCCGCAGCAGAUCCUGCAGCACCUACCGCAGCAGCGCGUCUGCGGCGCCCGGGCUCCGUCGCCCACCGCCGCCAGCGUGUCGUCCUCGGCGAACACCGUGCCCGCCGCCGCAGCGGCCGGCGCGGCCUCCUCGUCGUCGUCGACGUCCCGGGCCGGCGGACAGCAGGACGGCGGCGGCAGCAGCUCGACGGCCCAGCAGCAGCAGCAGGCUAGCGGCCCGCCGCAGGAGCCCUUCUUCUUGCACGAGCCGCACAUGACCGUCAGCGACCGGGUGCGAAAGCUGUUCGAGAGCGCGGCGGGGAUCGCCACCGCGAACGCGGCGUCUCUGCAGCCCGGCAACCUGCACGUCGUCACCGCAGAGGUGCACGACAACUCCGGCGGCGCGGACAGCUUCGGCAGCAGCGCCAAGACCGAGGAGUCCAAGGGCGCCGGCGGCGGCAGCUCGUCCGACUCGAACGCCAGCACAGACGAGGGCAUCUGCCAGGACGACGCGACGCUUGAGGAAGACUGCAGCGAGAAGCGCGACUCGGACGCCGCGUCCCUGACGCCGCAGAGCGCGAGGCGCAAGGCGCCUUCCCCGGACGCCGCCUCGUGCGCCUCGUCGGUGGCCGGAGGCCCCGACGACCCCGAAGAGGACGACGACAUGGCCGGCCGCACCACCAUCUUCCACAGCUCGCAGAUGAAGUGCAAGUCGCCAUCGCCGCUGCCGCCACUGCAGCCGCAGCAGCACUCGCCGCCGCCUCAGCAGCCGGCGCAUCAGCCGGUCUCAGCAGCACAGCCACCGGCUCAGCAACAGCAGCAGCAACAGCAGCACCAACACCAGCAGCAACAGCAGCAACAGCAGCAACAGCAGCAACAGCAGCACCAACAGCAGCACCAACAGCAGCAAGUGCAGAACAACAGCAGGACCACUCCCUCCCCUGCCAUGCUGAAGCCCGUCUCCAAGACGUCUUCUCCUCGGUCGCCGAUUUGUUCCAAUGGCAACGGCAGCAGCGACACGCCGAAGUUUCCGUCGCAGGCGCUUCUUCGGCCCACACCCGGGUCCGCGUUGCUUCGCGACAUGCCAUACGCGUCUCCCCCGCUGCGCAACAAGUGCUCCUCGCUGGCCGACCUCCUCGACGCUGACCAGCAGCACCACCAACAGCAGCAGCAGUCGCAGCCCCAGACGUCGUCGGGCCACGCCACGUCGUCGCCCAGCCAGCCCCGCGGCCAAGUCAAGAAGCCCUUCGAGAACGGCAUGAAGAAGGCUUCGUCCACGAUGUCGCUGGUCACGCCCCCGCUUCAGCUCCCUCCCGCACCGACGCCUGCAGCCUCCGUCAGCGCCAGUGACGCGUCCCUCGCCGAACUAAGCAGUAGCAGCAGCAGCGAUUCGGAUUACGAGACCAUCUGCACGGUGUCCACCUACAAGGACGACAAGCUGGUCAAGUCACUCAGGCCGGUGACGCAGGCCGCAGACACUUCUACCUCCUCCACGACCUCCACGUCAUCACCCGCAACGCCUUCACCGCCUCCGCCGCCACCGCCCUUGUGUACAGCCGUGUCAUCGCCCCCGCCUCCACCGCCGCUGCCCAAGAGCUUCGACAUCCGGUCCACGGAGAGCACGCUACGACGACCCGGGUCGCUGGGCACCAGCAACGGCGGGGACUGCUGCCGCUCGGAGACCUCGUCGAACGCGGACGCGGACGAGACGGCGUCCUCCGUGAGCACCGCUCUCAGCGAAGAGAGGACGCUACCGAGGUUGUUCGAGAGACCCGUGCCCUUCAUCCCGCCCAUGUUCAUGCAGCCGCCGGACUCGGACACGAACCUCAAGCCUUCCGAGUACCUCAAGACGGUGUCCAACAAGCCCAAGCCGCACCUGACAAACAAGGACUCGAAGCUCGAAAACGGCGUCGCGACGAAGAGGCCCCUGGGAAGGGUCAUCGACACUCCUCCGGCGGCUUCCGCCCAGAACGGCGCCAACGCACAUUCCAUGACGCUGCCACUGACCGCAAGCAUCGCCAGUGUCGCCAAAGCGCUCAACGGACUCAACGGUCUGGGCAGCCCGCACAAUGGUACCAACGGUCACGGUCUCGGGUACAACGGGCUCAGCGGCCUCAACGGAACGAAAGCAGGCAACGGAAGCCUGUGCGGCGGCAGUGUCAGCAGCGGCAGCGUGAACGGAGACGACUCGCCCACGCCCUCACUCUGCGAAGAGAAGAUCCACAGCAACGGUUCGGCUGUGAACGGCGACGUCAGCAGCAGCUGCAGCACCAACAGCCUGCCGCGGUCCAUUCCGUCGACGCCAUGUUCCCCUCAGCCGAACGGCGGUGCCUUCUCUAUCACCAAGGAGCAGCUGCAGAACGUUCAGCUCAAGAGGACGGACAAGCCAAGCACGUUGGAGCGGUGCGUCCUGCUCCAGAAGAGCCCCUGCAGCACGCUGGCCGAGCAGAAGAGCACCAUCAUCGAGGAGCUGAAGCAGUCCAUCGGCACCCAGGGAGUGCACGGAGUGCGGAAGCUCAAGGAAGAGCGACAGAGGCUCGAGGAGGAAAAGGAGAAGAAGAAAGCCGAGGAGCUCCUGCAGCAGAUAAAGGCGACCAACUUCGUGGACACGAUACCCGAGAAGGACAACAACGGCUGCGUCAUCCCCGCCUGGAAGCGCCAGAUGCUGGCCAAGAAGGCGGCAGACAAGGCGCGGAAGGAGGCAGAGGAGGCGCUGCAGAGAGAAGCUGAAGCGAAGAAAUGGACAUCAGUGCCUGCUUGGAAACGUCAGCUUCUCAUGAAGAAUGGCGACGCUACAUUACCAAGCAGCAGGUCCCUCGGGCCUAAACCCUUGACGGCAACGCUCAGCUGUCCCGCGACGCCGGUGUCCAGUGCCCCUUCUUCGACCACGUCCACGCCGGCGUCGACGCCGUCCAAACCGGAGAACGGAACCGACGGCGGCAGCAGCAGUGAGCCGGUGACUCCGGCCACGACGCCCCACGCCCAGUCCCUGGUCAUUGCGGAGGAAGACAGGCCGCAGAACCCGUUCCUGCAGCACGGCCUGCGCAAGGUCAACGUGCGUCUCCACUGAGCUCCGCACUGGAAGACGAGAGUUCCAAGAGGCUGCUAGCUCGCAAGAGUCUUACCCCCCCAACUCUCCGGCGACGUAUGUGAGAGUACGUGUGUGUCAAAAAAAGAGAAAUAUUCGAUCGUCUUCAAGAGAGCCGACGAAGAUGACGACGCGGAUGAAGACGCGGUGUCUCGCGAGGAACGAUGCCCUUACGUGGAGAAAGACUCUCGAGUGUCCCGGUCGUUUUGUUACGUUGUUUGUUGUUUCGUUUCCUCCGCGGUCCUUCAUUUUUUUUUCUCUCUUCCCUUCCUCGCUGUGUGUGUGUGUGAAGACUGUUGUUUCCUCGCCGUCUCUUCUUCUUCUUCCGGUGCGCGCACAUACACACACGCACGCACGCAUGCGCGGACACACACGCAAACGCGUUAAGCGUUCUGCAGGGGCGCCGCCGAAUCCUGCGGCGCCGAGGCCUGAGAGAACGACUUAACCGUGCUGAUGACAAGUUCUGUUGCUCUUUUUUUUUUUCCUGAACUGGCCAUCUUUACGCGAUGUGAAAACAGAAAGGGGAGAAUGGGGACGUCACGGACGUAUCCUCGGGUGCGCAGAUGUGUGCUUAUUAGCCUAAGCAAGCAACCUGUGCUGACCUUCAGCGAACAAAAAAAAAAAAUUCUUUUACACGUACGUAAGAAUAUGAGCAGCUCCCAUCGAUCGCUCUCGAGCGGGAAUGCCAUGCGGGCUUUCACGAUGAACGUGAAUUUCGGAUUUGCAACCCGGCCGAAGAAGUGAUGCGGCCGCACCAGGACUGCUGUGACGACGGCGAAGAUAAGCGACGCAAAUUUAGAGAACUCGCAUGUGGAGGGAAUGUUAGAUCACAUGCAGCAUGCGCAUCACCUUUUUUUGUCCUCGAGGCCGCAUUGUCCGAUUUAGAAAAAGGUUCCCGAAACUUGUGCAUUUGUAGUGACGCCUAUAGUUGGACUGCCUAUGAAAUCACGUGUUGAGAGAGUGCCACGCGGGAGAAGGGGGCGCGUUGCAGAACGCCGUCAUUUUAUUUCUGCCUGUGCGACCGAUUGAGCACAGCAAUUAAGCCACGGCUUUCACGGCAACACACGCGGGCGCAGGGAGAAAGCUUCCUGGUUGCUCGUUGAAGAAAAGAUUUGACGAGGUCUUGUGGCUACGGUGGCACUACAGGUUUCGUGCCCCCUCCACGCGCAUCACGAUGGCUAGUCCCCACGCAUUCGGUGCAACGAUGCGACAUCGAUAGCACAAGCAACUUGCAUUUUUUAUUCAUUAGGCGUUGCGUCGGGGUAUCUUAUGCGCGAGCGAAUUUCGUGUGGACUUGUCGGGCCGAGAACUACUCCUUCGGACUCCGCGAUUAUUUUAAGCUCGCACUGUUGCCCGAAGGUGAAACCCCCCUUCCCAUUCCUUAUACUUCCUCCUCUGUCCUGCUAACUUUUCCCCGGCAGUUGUUUAUCUUACAGAGCCCCGAUUUUUUUUAUUUUUUUUAGAUUUUGUUUGUUUGUGAAUGCGAAGUCGCUCGAUUAGCGCGUCGAGCUCACUGCCGACUUUGGCGAGCGCUUAAAAAAAAAGGUCACUACUUGACGGAGACGGUGGGCUCUGCUCGGGGUGAAGACACUAUAGUAUUUCGACAGCAUCUGUCGGCCGCGCGACCUACGGAGGUGUGUAACAGAGGAGGAAAAAAUAAAGCUUUUAUGAGCCACCUGCAGGCUGAUGCUAAGGCA
This is a messenger RNA of Dermacentor albipictus, 6249 nucleotides long. RefSeq names its product espin protein forked (gene f). Gene Ontology annotation, cellular component: cytoplasm. The record is from RefSeq and is a predicted model, not a curated record. Gene Ontology annotation, molecular function: actin filament binding. Gene Ontology annotation, biological process: actin filament bundle assembly. Lineage: Eukaryota; Metazoa; Arthropoda; Arachnida; Ixodida; Ixodidae.